Messenger RNA from Paramacrobiotus metropolitanus, 3747 nucleotides. Its product is annotated as trifunctional purine biosynthetic protein adenosine-3-like. Gene Ontology annotation, cellular component: cytosol. The transcript is spliced from 12 exons. Bases 373 to 3507 code for a protein of 1044 amino acids. Gene Ontology annotation, biological process: 'de novo' IMP biosynthetic process; adenine biosynthetic process. Gene Ontology annotation, molecular function: phosphoribosylamine-glycine ligase activity; phosphoribosylglycinamide formyltransferase activity; phosphoribosylformylglycinamidine cyclo-ligase activity. NCBI's taxonomy places the organism in Eukaryota, Metazoa, Tardigrada, Eutardigrada, Parachela, Macrobiotidae. The record is from RefSeq and is a predicted model, not a curated record.
AGUACGAAGAGGCAACACAAGAAAACCGGACGACAGCUGGAAAAUCCAACGGAGCAACGACGCUGAAUAACAUAUGUGCCACAUGCAACAACAUCAGCAUUCAACGAGCUUCUAAACUACAUAGGCUCUGCAUUCACAGAGCGAACACUUCCAAAGCCCAAAGGUUCUCCACGCCGCUUAUCAAAUUGUGAAUCUUCCGAUAACACGGCGUAGAAUAUUUGACCUGGAUGUUAAACUCUGUACGGGCCGGCCCAUUCGCUAAUGCAACUUGCAUAUAUGAUAUAACCACGCAUCCCUCUUGAUCAUCCAUCGCGUAGUAGCUCUGUGGUUCGCCUGUUAGUGCAGUUUUUUAACAAACCUUGCGGUUCCAGAAUGGUUAUUCAGACACAACCGGCAAGCUCCACGCGUACAUCGGAUGUCGUCGUUGUGAUUAUUGGGUCCGGAGGCCGUGAGACGGCUCUUGCAUGGAAAUUGUCCAAGGAAUCAGCGGUGAAGCAGAUUCAUGUUUUUCCGGGCAAUGGAUAUACCAGUUCCGGAGCCAUUCAGAAAACGGUGAAGUUAGAGGGCAAACUUGACUUCGAUCCGCAGGAACCUAGUGGGUUUCCAGCCUUCGCGAAAUGGUGUGAAGAGAGCUGUGUCGAUCUUGUUGUGAUUGGUCCUGAAGCGCCGUUAGCGGCUGGACUGGUGGAUUAUCUGGACGCGAGAGGUAUUGCUUGUUUUGGACCAUCAAAACUAGCGUCGGAAUUGGAGUGGAAUAAGGCUUUUGCCAAAGAAUUCUUCGAUAAAUACGGCAUUCCUACAGCGCGUUGGAAAACUUUCACAACAUCUUCGGAAGCCAUUGAUUUCAUUCAACGAGCUCCAUUUGAAGCGUUGGUCGUUAAGGCAGCUGGUCUCGCUGCUGGUAAAGGGGUUAUCGUAGCCGAAAACCGGGAUGAAGCGUGCCAGGCUGUUAAAUUUAUUUUGGAUGAGAAGCAAUUUGCAGAUGCUGGAGCAACAGUUGUCAUCGAGGAACGUCUAUUUGGCCCAGAAGUUUCUGUUAUGUGCUUCACUGACGGGUAUACUGUUGUACCAAUGCCGGCUGUGCAAGAUGCUAAACGGCUACGGGAAGGUGAUGCUGGUCCGAAUACUGGUGGAAUGGGAGCGUAUGCUCCUGUGCACGAAAGUAUUUUGUCGAAGGAGCAGUACGAAGAAAUCGUCAGCUAUGUGGAGGCUACAGUAAAAGGUCUACAGCAGGAAGGACGGCGUUAUAAAGGCACUUUAUAUGCCGGUAUUAUGUUGACCAAAGAUGGGCCGCGUUUUUUGGAAUACAACUGCAGGUUCGGUGAUCCGGAAACUGAGGUUGUUAUGCCUCUUCUCACAUCCGAUUUAUUUGAAAUUUUAAGAAGCUGUACCAACGGAACAUUGUCCGAAGCGACGGUGAAAUUUGACCUGAAUAAAUCGGCAGUAUGUAUUGUCGCAGCUAGUGCAAACUAUCCAGAAGGGUCAUCAGUGAAGCCAGUUAUCAGCGUACAAAAAGAAAUCCAAGACUGUCAGUAUGAUGACAGCACUCUGGUUUUUCCGGCUGGAGUAUCGAAGACUGGAAAAGAUUACCUGGCCACUGGAGGACGUGUGCUAAUGGUGGUUGGUUUGGGAAGUCGGCUAAGCGAAGCUUCGAUAUUAGCACAACGUUUUCUAGCCAGCAAUAAUUUUGAUGGAAUGCAGUUCCGAAAAGACAUUGGUUACCAAAGUAUUUCAAAAGAAUUUGGUGAUAGCACAGCUCUGACUUACAAAAAAUGUUCAGUGGAUAUUGACGAGGGCGAUCGGUUGGUUGAGGAGUACAUCGUUCCUUUAGCUCGAGGCACACACCGAACCGGCCUGUACGAAGGUGUUGGUGGAUUUGGCGGUUUGUUCGACCUUCAGAAACUGAAUUACAAAGAGCCGGUAUUGGUUUCUGGAACUGAUGGCGUCGGGACAAAGAUUUUGAUCGCAGAAGACUUAAAUCAACACGAGCAGAUUGGAAUCGACCUUGUAGCGAUGUCCGUAAACGACAUCCUUACGCACAAUGCCGAGCCAUUAUUUUUCCUAGACUAUUUUGCCACUGGAAAGCUGAAAGCCGAUGACGCAGGAUUGGUAAUAAAAGGCAUCGCGGAAGGCUGCAAGCAAGCAAAUUGUGCUUUGAUCGGAGGCGAAACCGCUGAAAUGCCCGGCAUGUAUCCUGGCGGUCGUUACGACCUGGCUGGCUUUGCUGUUGGGAUUGUCGAAAAACAGCAGAUUCUGCCCAAAAUUUCAGACGUCAAAGAAGGAGAUGUGGUCAUCGGGAUCGCUUCCUCGGGCAUUCACAGCAAUGGCUAUAGCCUAGUACGAAAAGUUGUGGAACAAUCUGGGAUUUCGUUCGAUCAGUCGGCACCUUUCAAUCCGCAACAAAAAUUAAGCACGGAACUUCUUGCCCCAACAAAAAUCUAUGUCUCUUGCCUUUUACCGCUGCUGCGCUCAGACUAUCUUAAAGAGAUUCGCGGUAUGGCGCACAUCACUGGAGGUGGACUCACUGAGAAUAUUCCACGCAUAUUACCUGAGCAUUUGGACGCUGUAUUGGACUGCCAGCAGUGGUCGAUUCCACCAGUAUUUUCCUGGUUGUCUUCCGAAGGAAAAGUGGUAGCGGAAGAAAUGGCUCGCACAUUCAAUUUGGGUAUCGGCAUGGUCUUGAUUGUCUCCAAGUCUUCGGCUGAUAGCAUUGUGGAUGCCAUCCGAUAUCAUAAAGAAACCGCCAUGAAGAUUGGAACUAUCGUGAAAGGCGAGAAAAAAGUUCAGAUUACACAACUACGGAGCGCUUUAAUAUCUAGUUGGAUGACGUGGGCAGCGAUCAAGAAUUGGAACCCGAUUUGCGUAAAGAAGAAACGAAUUGGGAUUUUGAUAUCCGGCACUGGUAGCAAUAUGGAAGCUUUAGCGGAAUUUUCACGAUUGCCGGCUAAUCGAAGUGUUGUCGAAGUUGUGGUUGUAAUUAGCAACGUUCCGAGUGCUGAAGGCAUCGAAAAGGCACGCCGUAGAGGAAUUCCAGUUGAAGUAAUCAGCCAUAAGCCAUUUUCUCGGGAAGAAUACGACCGCAAAAUCAAUCAAAUGCUCGAAAGUUAUAAUGUGGAGUUGGUUUGCUUGGCGGGUUACAUGCGAAUUUGUUCGGCUGUUUUUGUCGAGAAAUGGCGUGGACGGUGCAUCAACACACAUCCUGCUCUGUUGCCCGCAUUCAAAGGGAAAGACGCUGUGCAGAUGGCGCUCGAUGAGAGAGUUCGAGUUUCCGGAUGUACUGUGCAUUUUGUGGAGGAAAAAGUUGAUGCGGGGGCCAUUGUUUUGCAAGGAUCUGUGAACGUUUAUCCUGAGGAUACACACGACUCUCUGCAAUCACGAAUCAAGGACGUCGAGCAUAAGAUAUUUCCGAAAGCCAUGGAAGCUGUGGCCCGACAAGAUGUUGCGCGAAAUGACUUAGGAGAGGUCAUUUGGAAAGACCCAGAGAGCUAUAGGAAAUAUUGCAUGUAAAUUUCUUAUCAGCGCUGGCUGACCUUUGCUAUCCGGCUUGAAGUUACAACCAGGCGAUUGAAAAUUGAAACUAUACGAGUACUACAAAUUUUCUUCCAAAUUUGAUUCGUAUUUUUUAAAAGUAUUCGUCAGUUUGGGAUAGUAACGAACUAACAAUUAUUUUGCAUUUUAUUGUCUUUUGUUUGUUUUCUCUCGCAUUAGAUUUUGCCAUUGUGGUUUGCACUGGGUAGUGUAGAAUAA